AUAAAUGAGCAAGAUCUUCAAUUCUUCACCAGGAGACCACGAUCAACCAUGAAGUUUGCUGUUGCUUUCUUGUUUCUCGCCACACUGCUGGGUCUAACAUGCAGUAAGUACUCUAAAGGAUACGGCCGUCCUAGACAUCACUAUUCAUCUUACGACGACUAUCAAGGAGGACAGGGUGGCGGAUAUCUUGGAGGACAGGGUGGCGGAUAUCUUGGAGGUCAGGGUGGCGGAUAUCUUGGAGGACAGGGUGGCGGAUAUCUUGGAGGACAAGGUGGCGGAUAUCUUGGAGGACAGGGUGGCGGAUAUCUUGGAGGACAAGGUGGCGGAUAUCUAGGAGGACAGGGUGGCGGAUAUCUUGGAGGACAAGGUGGCGGAUAUCUUGGAGGACAAGGUGGCGGAUAUCUCGGAGGACAAGGUGGCGGAUUUUAUGGUGGACAAACUCUCCCUGGCGGAGGUAGAUGCCCCUACAUUGCUUGCUAUGUUCCGGCAUGCCAGGUACAGAGAUGCGAUAACUUCCCCUUCGCUAGAUGUGUGGGUUUCUGCAACGGAUGUACUGCUCGGUUUUACUACCGUGGGAUAGACGUCACCCAUCUCUGUGGUAGACAUCACAAGAAACACAGGAGAUACUAAACACCCUGAAAGUAAUCACAAUCAGUUAUGUUUAUAAAUAAAAAAUUCUGCAAAUCUU
This is a messenger RNA of Saccostrea cuccullata (small rock oyster), 688 nucleotides long. Its product is annotated as ctenidin-1-like. The record is from RefSeq and is a predicted model, not a curated record. The transcript has 4 exons. The coding region runs from base 49 to 630 and encodes 193 amino acids. Lineage: Eukaryota; Metazoa; Mollusca; Bivalvia; Ostreida; Ostreidae.